AUGAAUAAAGAUCGAAAGGUUUCCCUUGAAUUUGCCUGUAAAAAUUUAAAACCGAAUCUCAAGUCUAUUAUUGGUAUUCUGUUUGUCAUCACCAUUGAUCCUGAACUAUGCCGAAAAUUGAAAAUACUCUAUGCUGAUAUUAGUGAAGUUGGUACUUGUGGUAAAGAUGAAGCAGAAAUAUUAUUUACAACACAUACAAUUUUUCGCAUCGACAAUAUUGAAGCACUUCCAGAAGCUGAUCGUCUUUAUGAAAUUCAAAUAACACUCGUAGGUGAUCAAGAUAACGAUUUUAGCAAGCUAACAGCAAGCAUACGUGAAGAAGCACAUUCAAAAGCAAGUCCCGGUCAAGAUAAUCGAGAAUGUGAAGCAUUAACAGAACAUCUAAAUGUUUAUGCAAAAAAAAUGGUUCCUAUAGCGAUAUUAACUACGAAAUAA
Messenger RNA from Rotaria sordida, 435 nucleotides. The record is from the annotation of a GenBank genome assembly. Lineage: Eukaryota; Metazoa; Rotifera; Eurotatoria; Philodinida; Philodinidae.